This is a messenger RNA of Danio rerio (zebrafish), 904 nucleotides long. It is a transcript of the gene gstp1.2, whose product is annotated as glutathione S-transferase pi 1.2. Lineage: Eukaryota; Metazoa; Chordata; Actinopteri; Cypriniformes; Danionidae. Gene Ontology annotation, cellular component: nucleus; mitochondrion; cytoplasm. The record is from RefSeq and is marked validated. Gene Ontology annotation, biological process: glutathione metabolic process. Gene Ontology annotation, molecular function: glutathione transferase activity.
AGACGCGCGCGCUCCGACAGUGCACUGCAGACUAGGAGCAGCUUUGAAACGCACUUCACUCAGCGCUACAACACCAUGGCUCCCUACACACUCACAUACUUCGCAGUCAAAGGCAGAUGUGGUGCUUUGAAGAUCAUGCUGGCGGACAAAGACCAGCAGCUGAAGGAGAACCUGGUGACCUUUGAAGAGUGGAUGAAGGGCGACUUGAAAGCCACCUGUGUCUUUGGGCAGUUGCCUAAAUUUGAAGAUGGUGACCUGGUGCUGUUUCAGUCCAACGCCAUGCUGAGACAUCUGGGUCGAAAACAUGCUGCAUAUGGCAAAAACGACAGUGAGGCUUCCCUCAUUGACGUGAUGAACGACGGCGUUGAAGAUCUUCGCCUGAAGUACAUAAAGCUGAUCUACCAGGAAUAUGAGACCGGUAAAGAAGCGUUCAUCAAAGAUCUGCCCAACCACCUCAAAUGCUUUGAAAAUGUUCUGGCCAAAAACAAAACCGGAUUCCUGGUUGGUGAUCAGAUCUCAUUUGCAGACUACAACCUGUUCGAUCUCCUGCUGAAUCUGAAGGUGCUUUCUCCCUCCUGUCUGGACUCUUUCCCGUCUCUCAAGAGCUUCGUGGACAAGAUCUCUGCCCGUCCCAAAGUCAAAGCUCUGCUGGAGUGCGAGAACUUCAAGAAACUGCCCAUCAACGGCAACGGCAAACAGUAAAUCAACACUAGACAACGUCGGUACAACAUUCUCCAACAACGACACUUACUGCUAAAACAGCCUUAACUGGUGCUCAAUGAUUUGCUUGAUGUCUCAUGUCUUUGUAUGGAAAUCUAUUUUGUAUGUCUUACUGUUUUGAUAGUUUUUACUAACAGAAAUUCCAUGUAUCAGUUAUUCUGAAUAAUAAAAAAAAAAAACGUAA